UUUAGAAGUCAGUCCACAGUCGAGUGUAUAGUGCAGUGUACAGUAUGCAGGAAAGAAAAAUGAGUGUACAAGAUACACGGUCUCCGUUUCAUUGUCCGCUGCGUCUCCCUGACGGCCACCGCGGCGCUCCACCUCCACGCCCGCCUCCGCCAGCUGCCUCGCCGCGGCCUGCUUCCGCCUUGGCGCCGCCCGUUCCGCCAUCGCCCUACGCGCCCAACGCCACAGCAGCCAACCGCUUCUGGCACAACAUCCUCGCCGCACUGCUCUAGUCCCGUGGCCUCCGGGCGGCGCGCAGGCUGUUCGACGUAAUGCCUCACAGGGACACCGUCGCCUGCAAUACAAUCCGAUGAUCUCUGGCUACGCUGGAAGUGGACGCGCUGAUGAGGCGCUUCGGCUUGCGCUAAGGAUGAAGGGGCCAUGUGUCAGGCCUAGCGGCCUCACCUUCCCCAUCGCUUGGUCGGUCGUCUGCUCUGCUUCCCAUGGUUCACGCAGCUGCUGUCCAUUACGGCUCUCCCCAACAGAACUCUGUAGUCGGCAAGACCUUGUUGAUGUGCAGUGCAUGUCGUUUGGAGUGUGAAUGUGCAGGACGUCGUGUCAGUGAAUUCUGCCAUGCCAUGUCAGUGUGCAAGGAUGAUGGUCAGAGCAAUGCAGUGUUUGAGUGUUUCCGGUUGAUUAGAAGCCAUGGUUUUUGGUUGACGGAUGUAGCGUGUCAAUGGUGCUUACCAUGUGCACAGAAUCAAGGAUUUGGCUAAGGGUUACCAGCUCUUGGCCCUUUGCAUCAGAACAUGACUCCUGCCAAAUUCUGCCAUUAAUAGUGCUGUUAUCGGCAUGUUGUCCAUGCCUGACAGAUUACCUGAUGCCGUUAGGCUUUUCGAGGAACUGAAAAAAUGGGACUUAGAAACAUGUAAUGUGAUGAUAUCGUGCUAUGCCAGGAGUGGUUUAGUGGAGCAAGCUCUGGGCUUCUUUGUGAUGGCUCUGCGAAAUGGUGUUCUUCCAACCGAGUUCACCUUUGCAAGUGUGCUGAGAUGGAGCUCAUGUUUUGGUCUGUUGAAGCAGGGUGGCCAAAUCCAUGCACUGGUAUAUCAACGUUCCUUGAAGCAUGCCAGGGAACUCUUCAAUGGUGUUUGUGUCAAAGAUUUGUUGAUCAUCAGUAUAUAUCGCAGAAUGGAAGAGCUUGGUAGAUCUGGUUAAUGAAUGAAUGGAUAUAAUUUUCCUGUUUAAUCCCAAUUACAUUGUCAUUCCUGGCCUGGAGCACUAUGCAUAUGUGACUGACAUGCUAAGCCAUGCAGGAUUGUUUAGACGGGCAGUAGAUUUAAUCGAGAACAAAAUGACAGAUGAGCCUGUUGUUGAUCCUUUUGCUCAAAGGACGGAAAUACGAAGAUUAGGGUUGAUUAUCAAGAAAAGAACAGACAUGGAAAUAUAAAGAACGCUGCAAAAGUUGGUGCUCUGCCAAGGCAAUCAUUUCCUAUUAUCAUCAUCUGCACAUCAUGCACUACUUUUUUUAUUUACCAUUACAUUAGCAACUCAAGUUUCUUAUAUAACGCUUUCUAAAAAAAACCUGUGCAGUCAGCUACAGCUUGCUGCCACAGCUGUGCCUAUCACAGGGACUAAAGCGGAUCUGCCAAGAAAAAUCUAAAAAACAAGAUCUUGCGAAUCUUCAGUCAUAAAUAAGGUUGUGCACCCCACACGAUUUCUUUUAUCAUGGAGUAGGGCAAAUAAAUGCUUGGGAAACGUAUCAAACUAUACUUUCCGGAAAUUUCUAGAAAGUUUCAAAAGGAGAAAGACAGACUAUAUCUUUAAUUGCUUACCGUAUCAGUAUGUAGAAAUCACGCAUAUUCUACAGCUGUGCCAUCCUGCAGCUCUUGCUAUCAAGGUAUAUAAAUACAGUUUUCUUUGCCCAGCUUUGUGCUAAUCGAAGAGAUAAUUUCUUAGGUGCGCAAGAAAUAUGUAUUGCACGGGUAUGUACAAGCUUGUUUGAUUUUUUCUUACAUCAAUCUAGUUAUGCAGUAUUUUUUGGAUCGGUACAAACUAUUUUAGAUCUUUGUGAUUCAGCACCGCAAUGGCCAUUCUCCAGAGUUCUAGAUCUAAGUAUCAAUAUGGUUUCAGCAGUCGUUGACUUUCUUAUUAGGAGGUCAUAAAUCUAACAAAAAUUCAUCCUUGACGCCAAUAGGUAUAGAAAUCGGUGCUUGUCAUGAUCUGAUAGUUAUGAUUCUUCUCAGGGUAGCAUAUGAUUUGGUUGUAGGAAGAUUGUGACCCCAAGAUCUGUAUACUAUCAUUCUCAAAUCUUACUCUUCGUAUUGAACUAUCGGUCAAAGCGGUCCCACGGGAUCUACUGGAUGAACUGGAAGGUUGGGAUUUUGGCAACAUCGUGUGAAUGAUGCCAUCUCUGAAGGGGAUACAAGUGCGGAUGGUGAUAUCAGAAUAUGCGUCUUAAUAUCGAUGAACAAAAUAUGUCUAUAAAUCAUGAAAUAUAGUGUGAAUGGUUAAUCCGUGGUUCACAUAUUCGUAUUUCUUUCUGCUCUGUAUAUUCAUAUCCGCUGCUGGUAUUUGUAUCUUUUUUUUUUGAAUAGCCAUACUCAUCUAUCUUUUUAAAAUGGCUAUGAUGUGAAUAUAGUUUUUCUAUAAUCCAGCCGCGUUUGAUGUGAGAAUUCUUAAUUCAAGAGUUAUAGGGAGGGACUUAUGUCACCACAAACAGAAACUAAAGCAGGUGUUGGAUUUCAAGCUGGUGUUAAAGAUUAUAAAUUGACUUACUACACCCUACUUUUUGACCCAUUUUGCCUUUCUAGGUUGGUGGGCGCUUUCGGAGCAAUAUGGAUAAAAGAAAUGCCAGAAAGACGGUCUUGGAAACCUCAGCUUGCAAUGGGUGAUGUUGCUGGUGGAUCACAUGUGUAUCCUGCCUCAGCCUAUCCGCCUGGAGCAACAGUGGCUACAGCUCCUGGCAUCACUCCUGCUGGUUCACAGCCAACGCCACCAUUCCCAGCAAAUCCAGCUCAGCUUAGUGCUCAGAACCAGCUUAUGUACGAGCAGUCGCAGCAGUAUCAGCAGCAGCUCCAGCAACUGCACCAGAGGCGGCUCCAGCAGUUCUGGGCCCAACAACGGUCAGAGAUCGAGCAGGCCACUGACAUCAAGAAGCACCCCGUGCAACUCAAAAGGAUAAGGAAAAUCAUGAAGGCCGAUGAGGGCGUUCACAUGAUCUCGGCAGAAGCUCCGGUGGUGUUUUCGAAAGCAUGCGAGAUGUUGACACUGGAGAUGACGAUGAGGGCAUGGAUGGUCACCAAGGAGAACAAGCGCCAGACCUUGAAGAAGAGCGACGUUGCCGCUGCUGUUGCUAGGACCGACGUCUACGACUUCCUGGCGGACAUAAUCCCCUUGGACGAGAUGAAGGAGGAGGGGGUCGGGCUUCACAGAGCCGGGCCGCCGCCGCCACCCUUGGGGGCUCCGGCUGGCGCAUACCCGUAUUAUUACCCGCCGCAGCUGCAGGUGCCAGGUGCAGCAAUGGUGCACGGUGGCCAGCAGGUGCCGCAGGGCCAUCUGCCGCAUGUGUGGAUAGAUCUUCAGGAACAGCAAGAGAAGGAGGAUCAGCAAUCUGAAAGUGGCUGACAACAUGUGAGCCAUCACUAAAAUUCAGUAUCCUCAUUUUAGCCAGGACAUCCAAAGUUCCAAACUAAUUUUCAGGUUUCGUUCGUAAUAAGUAGAUUAUAUGAUUGUUUGUUUGGUCUGUCGGUAUGGUGGGAGAGAUUUACUAGUUUCCCUCAUGGAGGUUUUGUUGUUGUCGUGGUUUGUUCUUGUCGCGGUGUCUUUAGCGAAUUUGAUUAUGCUUCGAGACGAGUCGGUUAAAAUUUACCGUAGCGUGUCCAUUUCCGUAAUCCCGUUACUCCAAUCCAAACUGAAAGUUGGCCUCUGGAUUCCGGUUAUGUCUUUUCGAUAUGCAAUCGUCG
This is a messenger RNA of Triticum aestivum (bread wheat), 3938 nucleotides long. Its product is annotated as nuclear transcription factor Y subunit C-4. Gene Ontology annotation, biological process: regulation of transcription by RNA polymerase II. NCBI's taxonomy places the organism in Eukaryota, Viridiplantae, Streptophyta, Magnoliopsida, Poales, Poaceae. Bases 2680 to 3600 code for a protein of 306 amino acids. The record is from RefSeq and is a predicted model, not a curated record. Gene Ontology annotation, molecular function: RNA polymerase II cis-regulatory region sequence-specific DNA binding; protein heterodimerization activity; DNA-binding transcription factor activity, RNA polymerase II-specific. Gene Ontology annotation, cellular component: nucleus. The transcript has 5 exons.